AUGACAGCUAAGAACUUAGAUCACAUGGGUGGAGGUAGAUCUCACAAACCCCUCCCACCUGUUGUUGAGUUUGAGAGGCAGAGUGGUGAGGUUGUGGAGGUAUCAGUGCAUUACCCUUGGGUCCCUGCUACCUGCUCACAUUCCCAAUCUGAUCCUCAGCCUUCCCUGCCUCUUCCUCCAGUGACCCCACCGAUUAACCACACCCUCCCUGUUCCCACUAAUCCCUCACUUGACUCGAUCCCUGCUCAAGUAGCAAUUAUCCCUAAACCAAAUUUCAAUCCCUUCCUUACUCCUGAGCCUCCUAUUCGUCCUUCUCUAAAGAGAUCUCGUUCGUCUCCAACCCUUUCCCCUCCCGUGUCCUCAAAUGCUAACCCUUUUGCACAAACUCUCUCCCUUUUCAACCCCCAAGAAGCCCAGCCACCUGACCCUAUCUCCUGCUCUAAGCCAACCUUUUCCCCCUCUUCUUUCUCGACUGUUUUAGUAGGUAGUGGUCCUCCAGUUGCUUCAGAGGAUCCUCUUUUACCUUCUCAAUGA
Raphanus sativus (radish) is the source of this 534-nucleotide messenger RNA. Its product is annotated as leucine-rich repeat extensin-like protein 5. The record is from RefSeq and is a predicted model, not a curated record. The transcript is spliced from 3 exons. The coding region runs from base 1 to 534 and encodes 177 amino acids. Lineage: Eukaryota; Viridiplantae; Streptophyta; Magnoliopsida; Brassicales; Brassicaceae.